Messenger RNA from Trichoderma citrinoviride, 627 nucleotides. Its product is annotated as DUF1742-domain-containing protein. NCBI's taxonomy places the organism in Eukaryota, Fungi, Ascomycota, Sordariomycetes, Hypocreales, Hypocreaceae. Gene Ontology annotation, biological process: vacuolar transport. Gene Ontology annotation, cellular component: endosome. Bases 38 to 622 code for a protein of 194 amino acids. The record is from RefSeq and is a predicted model, not a curated record. The transcript is spliced from 4 exons.
ACACCGUCGGCAGCAAACGGCCUUGGCUCUCAGCACAAUGGCGGCGCCGUUCCCCAACCUGUACACCCAUCGAAAGGUGGCCGAGUCGGCCGCCAAGGCCUGUGACGUUUGCUACAAGCCCAGCUCGUCUGUCCUCAUUACGCCAGACAAGAAGGACUUCUUCUAUAUCUGCCCCGCCCACUUGAAGGACCGCUACUUUUGCACUCCCAAUAUUGACGAGGAUGCUGUCAAGGCCAAGAGGGAGAAGGAGUUGGCUGAAGAGAAGGAAAAGCUGGUGAAGGAGUACCAAGAGAAGCUGCGCAAGAAGAAGGAGAAGGAGAAGGAGAAGGAGAAGGAAAAGAGCAAAGACAAGGACAAGGACAAGGACAAAGAGAAGGAUGAAGAGAAGGACAAAAGCAAAGAAAAGAAAGAAAGUAAAGAUGAAGCGGAAUUCAGCCCCAAGAGCGAUGGUGUUGAGACACCAAAAGAGGAGGAUGAGCCGCGUGUCUUUGAACUCAAGAGUGCUUUCUAUCAACAGCGACUACAGCGCAAACGCCAAGCAGAAGCCGCCAAAAGAGACCGCGAGAGGGCAUCUCAGCCAAACUAUUUCCCGUCCGUACCAACAGAGCCACCGAGAAAGUAGUCGAA